Molecule: messenger RNA, 1260 nt
Organism: Zingiber officinale
Lineage: Eukaryota; Viridiplantae; Streptophyta; Magnoliopsida; Zingiberales; Zingiberaceae
Product: short-chain dehydrogenase TIC 32 B, chloroplastic-like
Exons: 7
Coding region: 81-1118 (345 amino acids)
Source: RefSeq, a predicted model, not a curated record
CUCUCUUCCCUUUCAUCCUCGUCGCCUUUCAAUCUUUCUCUUUCCUUUGCUAGACCUAACAACAAGAUUUCAUCGGAGCCAUGGGUUACUUCAGGGAAGCCACCGGCAUCCCCGGCCCCAGCGGAUUCGGAUCCGCCUCCACCGCCGAGCAGGUCACCGACGGCAUCGACGCCUCCCUCCUCACGGUCAUCAUCACCGGUGGUAGUAGCGGGAUCGGAGCCGAGGCUGCAAGGGUGAUGGCCCUCAGAGGAGCCCAUGUCAUCAUCGGCGCCAGGAACACCGAAGCUGCCAGUGAAGUAAAGCAGAGCAUUCUACAGAGCACCCCAUCUGCUAGAAUCGACAUCAUACAGAUAGAACUCAGUUCGCUCAAGUCCGUCCGAGCCUUCGCCGAGAAGUUUCUUGCCAUGGAUCUUCCUCUAAACAUCUUGACAAACAAUGCCGGCGUCAUGUACUGUCCGUUUCAACUUUCGGAGGAUGGGAUAGAGAUGCAGUUUGCUACCAAUCAUGUCGGUCAUUUUCUGCUGACCAAACUUCUGCUUGACAAAAUGAAAAGCACAGCAGAGAGGACAGGAAUUGAGAGCCGUAUUGUGAAUCUGUCAUCCGAAGCUCACAUGACAACAUAUAGAACAGGAAUAAGAUUCGACAAACUCAACGACAAAGACUUUUACAAUGACAAAUUGGCAUAUGGACAGUCCAAAUUGGCCAACAUAUUGCACGCCAACGAGCUAGCUAGGCGCCUGAAGGAAGAAGGGGUGCUAAAUGUCACAGCAAAUUCACUUCAUCCUGGUCUGAUCAGGACAAACUUGGCAAGGCACUCUACUGCCUUCGUCGGUAUGCUCCUAAAACCAAUGAAUUCAUGUAGUCAAAGCUUUAAAACUUACACUCAUGCCUUCCUUUUGCUUGUAGGUGCUUUGCAAACUGCAACUUGCGUCUUAUGGAAGACCAUACCUCAGGGAGCUGCAACUUCAUGCUAUGUCGCAUUGCAUCCAAACAUUAAGGGCGUGAGUGGAAAGUACUUCGCUGAUUGCAAUGAGUCGAAGACAACUUCUAACGGUAGAGAUGAAUUAUUGGGAAGAAGACUCUGGGAUUUCAGCGAAAAACUAGUUAAAUCAGCUUAGAAAAAAUUAAAAGGUUAUAAUAUGUCUGUAUUAUGAGUCUUGAUAGACUCUAUUAUCUGUUUAUGUUGUUAGUGUACAAUGUCUCUUGACUUCGUAUUAUUGUGUUCCAUAUAUAUUGCUAUUCAGUUUCAUCUUUCAUCAA